CAAAGUGACCAAGUACACAAGAGAGAGAGGGUGAUAACGAGGGACAGGUGACAGCAGGGCUGAUAAGGAACAGGUGAAACUUAUCAGGGUGGUUUUGAAAAUGUGGGAAUCACGGGGCAGGACGUCAAGCUGACUGAAACAAGAGAAAGGUGUCUGGUGACUCUGGGCCCUUGUUUUCUCGCCCCUCCCUUCAUCGUGGAGGAGAGGAAGAGAGAGGGAGAAAGAGAGAGGCUGCAGCCCACUACCACCGUGUCCCCAGAGGCCCCUUGCCUGCCUGCCUGCCUGCCUGCCCCUCCUGCUGCUCAGUACAGCUGUGGCUCAGCACCAGACCCCUGACCAGCUGGAGAUCUCAACCCCUGCAAAGAGGAGCCACGCGAAGAGCCUCAGUGUGUGAAAGCUCCUCACCUCUUCAUUAAGGGUGAAGCACACACAAACACUGAGUCCCAACUACAGCUGCCAAGCCUCUCCGCUGAGUGCUGAGAAGAUCCCCCCUUUUGGAGCAUGGCUGUGGCACCGCGGGCCCUGGCGCUCGGCUUGCCCCUGGUGCUCGCCCUGCUCAGCGUGGCGCCGGCGCCCACCUUGGGAGGCUGCCCGGCGGCUUGCCGGUGCUCUUUCGCCAUGCUUCAGUGCCUGGAGCCCAAUGGCAUCGCCAGCAUCCCGGCACUGGCCCCGCAAGAGAGCGAGAACGUGACAGAGAUUUACAUAGAAAACCAAGCAGCCCUGGAGAAUAUAACAGAAAUUGAUCUUGUCUACUACAGAGAGCUGAAGAACCUCACGGUCACAUCGUGUAAGCUGAGGCUCAUCUCUGCCACUGCCUUCAAGCACAACCUCAAGCUCCAGUAUGUGAACCUGGCAUCAAACUCUCUGGAACACAUCUCCUGGAAGGUGUUUCAUUUUCUGCCACAGCUCAACCUGGUUCUGAGGGACAACCCUCUCGUCUGCUCCUGUGACCUCCACUGGCUCCAGCAGUGGCAGCAGAAUGACCGCGGUGACGUGGACAACCAAAUGUUGUCUUGUUUCUCCGAUGAUCAAGAAGAACCGCUCAACUCUUUGGUACUAGAUAACUGCAGUCUGCCUCAGGUGACCAUUGUCUCCUUCAAAGAUCCAAAGAUUCAAGAAGGAGGCAACCUGACAUUUGCUUGUCAAGUGACAGGAAGUCCGACUCCCACUGUGAGAUGGCGAACUGAUGAGCUCCAAUCCAACUUCUUAACCCAGGACAGAAUCUGGGGCUCCACAUUAGAGCUGGUCCUUUUCCUCACCAACGUCUCAUCCAGCGACAACCUGCACAACCUAACCUGUGAGGCCGAGAACCAAGCUGGGCCCAGGGAGGAGGUGGUGCAAUUGGACAUCGAGUUUCCAGUCAGAAUCAUCUACCUGAAGGACGCCGUGCAGCAGCACCACUGGUGUUUCCCCUUCGUUGUGGACGGCAACCCUGAACCAACCAUCACCUGGCGCUACAAUGGCAAAGAGCUCAACGAGAGCGCCUACAGAUACACCCAGCUCAUCCCCGACUCGGGUGACGGAUCGGUGAAACACGGAUGUCUCUUCCUCAACAAGCCCACCCACAUCAACAACGGCCGCUACACUCUGAUCGUGCAGAACAAACUGGGAAGAGAUGAGGCCACGGCCAACGGGAUGUUUAUGGACAACCCGUUCGACCCACAGGAUCCAGAGGGGAUAUUUCCAGUCCCUGAUCCGAACCCAACUCCUACAAACAAAUCAAUCAUGAACAUCACAGAGAACCCGGAGAGUCGAAUGUUUGUGAAUCUGUCUUUGUUUGAACAGGUGUCUGUGGCUGUGGGUCUUGCUCUGUUUGCCUGCACUUUCCUCCUCAUCAUGGUUCUGGUUAUAAACAAGUGUGGCCAGAAUUCCAAGUUUGGUAUUCACCGGUCAUCAGUUUUGGGAACUGAGGAUGAACUGGCUGUUUCGCUUCGUUUCAUGAACUUCGGAACCAGCCCGCCUUCCUCAGAUGAAGACUCUGGUUUAUCCAGCUUCGUAGAGAAUCCUCAAUACUUCUGCGGCAUCAUCAAGGAGAAAGACAUGUGUGUCCAGCAUAUUAAACGGCAGGACAUUGUGUUGAAGUGGGAGCUGGGUGAAGGAGCGUUUGGAAAAGUCUACCUGGCAGAUUGUGCCAACCUCAGCCCCGACAGCGACAAGAUGCUGGUCGCCAUCAAGACUCUAAAAGAUGCCAACGAGUCCACCCGGCAGGACUUCCAGAGGGAGGCGGAGCUGCUGACGGUGCUCCAACACCAGCACAUUGUGCGUUUCUACGGCGUCUGUACGGACGGAGAGCCUCUGGCCAUGGUGUUUGAAUACAUGAGGCACGGAGACCUCAACAGAUUUCUCAGAGCUCACGGCCCCGACGCUCGUAUCCUGGAGGAGACGAAGAUGCCCCCGCUGGGUCAGCUGACUCUGCCUCAGAUGCUGCACAUCGCCGCCCAGAUCGCCUCAGGCAUGGUCUACCUGGCAUCGCUGCACUUUGUGCACCGCGACCUGGCAACCCGCAACUGUCUGGUGGGGGAGGGCCUGGUGGUCAAAAUCGGAGACUUUGGCAUGUCCCGAGACAUCUACAGCACGGAUUACUAUCGGGUGGGCGGACGUACGAUGCUGCCGAUCCGCUGGAUGCCCCCGGAGAGCAUCAUGUACAGGAAGUUCACCACGGAGAGCGACAUCUGGAGCUUCGGCGUGGUCCUCUGGGAGAUCUUCACCUACGGCAAACAGCCCUGGUACCAGCUGUCCAACAGUGAGGCCAUCGAAUGCAUCACGCAGGGAAGGGAACUGGAAAGGCCACGCACCUGCCCGAAGGAGGUGCACCUGCUGAUGCAGGGCUGCUGGCAGAGGGAGCCCCAGCAGAGGAUGGUCAUCAAGGACAUCCACAGCCGCCUGCUGGCCCUGGUCAAGAACCCGCCCGUCUACCUGGAUAUCCUGGGCUAAGGAGGCCUUGAACCAUCUGGGGAGCGGAGGCUGGGGAAUGCGUUCCUUUAAUUCCUUUUUCUCUUUUAAACAGUUGCUGCUUUUCCAGCCUCGAUGCCUGAUGGAUGCACAAUCCGCUUUACGUUUUUUCCUCAUCCCCGUUCGACCCAGACCCCUGUUUACGGCCCCGUCCUGCUCUGGAAACCCUGUCAAAUGUUUACCAAAGUGUUUAAUGUUUAUCUGAAGUGGGAUCAGCCAGAUGGAGGGACAUGCAUGGAUAAGUGUUGAAGUAACUGUAUAUGGGCUUUACGUUGCUGGGAGCGCGAUGAUGGGCUUGUCGGGGGAUUUUUGGCUCUGAGCUGUGGUACAUUUUAUACGACUCUACAGCCGACACUUGUGAUGAAAGGCAAUUAGAAAAUGAAACGGAUGAUUACAAGAGAGGGCACUUCACAUCGUUGGAGUCGGAAGUGGAAACCAAUUUUUUCAGAUUUGGGCGCUUGUAGUAUAGUCACUGAUUUUGGGUAAGUUUUGAUAUGGGAGGUUAAUUAAAGGCUUUCAGUAAAUGUAUAUAAGAAAUCAAAGUUGUACAAUCAAAACCUUAAGCUUGUUUGUUUUUCUGAAAUACAGUGUAUCAUAUGAGUAUUUUUCAAGAACACGAACAAAAUGUCAUAUAAGUGUGUGUUUACAUUUAACGCUGUCAGUUUCGCUGUCGAAUAUGAACAGAGAGAUACUUCCAGUUUGACCCGCGGCCGGCCGUCGACACUCAGGAGUGGGCUUUUGUACAAAUUAGCGAUGUUCAACAUGCUACUGUUACGACCUUCAAAAAAAUCAAAGCACUGCAGUGAAAUUCGGUAAGGGGGCAAGAUGGUGGGGAGGUGACAUACUGAGAUGUUUUUUAGAGGUAACAGAUGGAUUAAAGUGAGUGAAACUCCAGGAGGAGAGGGACAGAUGGCGGUGAAACAGACACUGGAGGUGAGGCCACCUCCAUGGGAAAAAAAAAAAAAAAACAGACGUUUAAAAAUUCAACCAAAUUAAGAGAGUCCUUUAACAGAGUGUACAAACCGGUGUGAUGCCUUUAAGUGUAGAUACUAAAUGUACAUACUCUGUAUUAAUGUCUAAAAAAUAUAUAUCUUCAUGUAUUGUUACUCCAGCACUUUGUAUAUUGUCUGCCCUUAAA
Molecule: messenger RNA, 4090 nt
Organism: Anoplopoma fimbria (sablefish)
Lineage: Eukaryota; Metazoa; Chordata; Actinopteri; Perciformes; Anoplopomatidae
Gene: ntrk1
Product: neurotrophic tyrosine kinase, receptor, type 1
Exons: 18
Coding region: 502-2934 (810 amino acids)
Biological process (GO): protein phosphorylation; regulation of phosphatidylinositol 3-kinase/protein kinase B signal transduction; positive regulation of kinase activity
Cellular component (GO): plasma membrane; signaling receptor complex; axon
Molecular function (GO): neurotrophin binding; transmembrane receptor protein tyrosine kinase activity; ATP binding
Source: RefSeq, a predicted model, not a curated record